Messenger RNA from Leishmania braziliensis MHOM/BR/75/M2904, 741 nucleotides. RefSeq names its product putative exosome complex exonuclease rrp41. Lineage: Eukaryota; Euglenozoa; Kinetoplastea; Trypanosomatida; Trypanosomatidae. Gene Ontology annotation, cellular component: nucleolus; cytoplasmic exosome (RNase complex); nuclear exosome (RNase complex). Gene Ontology annotation, biological process: nuclear mRNA surveillance; U4 snRNA 3'-end processing; poly(A)-dependent snoRNA 3'-end processing. The record is from RefSeq and is a predicted model, not a curated record. Bases 1 to 741 code for a protein of 246 amino acids. The transcript has a single exon.
AUGUCUCGCCAAAAGGAGUACGUCAGUCCAGCAGGUCUUCGCCUGGACGGCCGUCGUCCACUGGAGGCACGGCGCAUGGACAUCGUAUUCGGCACGCUUUCCGCCUGUGACGGCAGUUGCGACAUCACAGUUGGGCAAUCGAAGGUGUGUGCAUCCAUCUUUGGGCCGCGAGAAUCACUUCACAAGCAAGAGGCAAAGCACGAUAAGGUGCUUGUCACGUGCGAGGUGGCUGUUGCCGCUUUCGCUGGAGAAAGCCGUCGCAAUCCGCAGCGGCGUAGCAAGCUCUCGGAGGACAUCGACGCUGCCGUCGUUCAAGUGGCCCGCUCCGUCAUCCUCCUCUCCCAGUACCCCAACUCGCAGAUUCACAUUUACAUCGAGGUCCUUCAACAGGAUGGGAACGAGAAGGUCGCGUGCAUCAAUGCAGCAUGCCUCGCCCUGGUCGACGCAAACGUUGCCAUGCGGGACGUGGUGUGUUGCAUCAGUGUAGGGCUUCUGGACGAGCACAUGCUGAUAGACCUGGCAAACGACGAGCUGCGCUCUCAGUGCCCAGUGAUUGUAGCAGCGUUCACGGGACACGACACGCAGAACAUCAUCUGGCUGGAGACAACUUCGCGGCUACCUCCCGACUCGGUGGCGCGGCUGCUCAAGUGCGCGGAGCAGGGCGCCCAGGAGCUCUUUGAGACAACAAUCCGAAAGUCGCUGGAGGAACACGCAAAGAAGAUCUUGACACUACAAAUCUAG